Molecule: messenger RNA, 411 nt
Organism: Gossypium raimondii (Peruvian cotton)
Lineage: Eukaryota; Viridiplantae; Streptophyta; Magnoliopsida; Malvales; Malvaceae
Exons: 2
Coding region: 1-411 (136 amino acids)
Source: RefSeq, a predicted model, not a curated record
AUGGCACCUUACGAGGCUUUGUAUGAUCGUAAGUGUUGUACUCUGCUAUGUUGGACUAAAUUGGGUGAGCGUCGGGUUUUGGGUCCUGAGUUGGUUUUUAAGACCGAAGAUAAGAUUCUGAAGCAUGUGGGAUCGGUCGCUUAUCAGUUGGAGUUACCUCCACAGUUGGACCGUAUCUAUGAUGUGUUUCACGUCUCGAUGUUGAGGCGGUACCGGUUUGAUCUAUCUCACAUUGUCUCUAUUGAGGAGAUCGAGGUUAGACCGGAUUUUACUUGUGAGGAGAAGCCGAUUCAGAUCUUUUAUCGAGAUGUUAAGGUUUUGAGGAGGAAGUCCAUUCCGUUAGUAAAGGUUCUGUGGCGGAAUCAUGGCACUGAGAAAGCCACGUGGGAACCUGAGAACUCGAUGUGUUAG